This is a messenger RNA of Danio rerio (zebrafish), 1859 nucleotides long. RefSeq names its product CXADR Ig-like cell adhesion molecule (gene cxadr). The record is from RefSeq and is marked validated. Gene Ontology annotation, cellular component: adherens junction; basolateral plasma membrane; bicellular tight junction. Gene Ontology annotation, biological process: symbiont entry into host cell. NCBI's taxonomy places the organism in Eukaryota, Metazoa, Chordata, Actinopteri, Cypriniformes, Danionidae.
GCGCGAGAAAGAAGAGUGAACGCGAAACAGCACAAGUCUCGAGGAAAAGUUGUUUUUUCACUCGCACCGGGUAGCAAAUUGUGGCUUUAAAGCAGAGGAAUGGAUAUGAGGACGUCUUUUCUCUGCGUAACCUAUGUUAUUCUUCUCACAGGCUCAGCCUGUGGACUACAGAUCACCUCUACUGGUCAGACAUCCAUUGAGAAAGCCAGCGGAGAGAGUGUAAAGCUGGACUGUCAAUUUACUCUUGCUUCUGAUGAUUCUGGGCCUUUGGACAUUGAGUGGAGCUUGCAGCCCUCCGACAACCAGAAAGAAGAGAAAGUGGUGAUCGUGUAUUCUGGUGACCGGGCCUUUGAACACUACUAUGAUCCUCUUAAAGGGAGAGUUCACUUCAACUCGCCUGAUCCUAAAAAUGGUGAUGCCUCCAUGAACAUCAUGGGCCUGAAAGCCACAGACACUGGGACUUAUCAGUGCAAGAUCAAGAAGGUUCCUGGUAUUGCUAGCAGGAAGUACCUGCUAACCGUUAUGGUACGUCCUUCUAAACCCAAAUGUAGUGCAGAGGGUCAAACUUACGUGGGUAAGAAUAUGGUGUUGAAGUGUAGCUCUGUGGAAGGCACACAACCUAUGGAGUACAUCUGGGAGAGAACCUCUGGCAAUAAGCUAUUGCCUCCAUUGGCAAUCCUGGAUAAAGUCACGGGCACCAUGACUCUGAAGAAUGCCACCGGGGAUGCUUCAGGGACAUAUCGAUGCCAGGCGAAAAACCGCGUUGGAACAGAAGAGUGUGUGGUAGAGGUCACUAUAACGCAACCACCUAAUACAGCUGGGAUCAUUGCAGGAGUAAUAAUUUGCAUUCUGCUGCUUCUCAUUCUCCUCGCCCUCAUCCUCUUCUGCUGCUGCCGUGCUCGCCACAAGAAGAAGUACGAGAAGGAAAUCGCCUAUGAGAUCAGAGAGGAUGUGCCUCCUCCAAAGAGCCGUGUUUCCACCGCCCGCAGUUUCACCAGUGUGGGCAGCCAACGCUCUUCUCUUGGCUCCAUGUCUCCUUCCAACCUGCACGAGUACAGCAAGCCCCAGUAUGACAAGAUUCCCUCUGAAGAGUACGACAGGCCCCCUAGCCACGCUCCCAUUCCCCCGCCCAGCAGAAUGGCCGGCCCCAACCUCAGCCGAAUGGGGGCCAUCCCAGUCAUGAUCCCUGCCCAAAACAAGGAUGGGUCUAUUGUGUAAAACUGAACUGGGAUCUUUCUCUGCACAUUUUGACGGUCUCUGUUCUUAUUCAUCAUUUUAGCGGAUUUUGUGAAGGAGCAAAUAGGAGGAACUCAGCUGUACGGAUAAUGCAAUUCGGCUGGCAGAACUUCAACAAACAUUAACACAAACUUUAUUCAACAAGAUGCAGAAAGUGAUAUGUCUGCUCUUGUUUUGUAAAUAAUGCAACGCAUGAUGAUUUUUCCCCAUUUUGUUUUCUUUAAAGAUAGAAGGCCCUUUUUUAAUGUAAGGCACUUGAAUUGGUUGCCUAUUAAGUGUUCUCCAGAGAUAAAUUCAAAUCAUUCAAAUGAAAUGUACAUUUAAUACAACCCCAUUUUAGAUAAAAACUCUCAAGCUAUUUGUUAAUGUUUUUUUAAACCAGUUUGAAAUAUUUUCUGGCAACUUGAACCAUUAAUCUAUGAACUUUGUUUUUUUUUUUUUUACUUUUUUGCUGGCAAAGAUUUACUCGAAGGGUCUGUGGAAAAUAUGAUGAAUAGCUUUGGUUUCUGGAUGUUUCUCAAAAAGAUAACAACAGCGUUUGCUUGGAUUGAAGAUUAUUUACCUGUGAUGUGUGUGUGUGUAUAUACAUGAAUAUGAAAUUGAUUUAUUUGAAGAUGAGCUAA